Molecule: messenger RNA, 444 nt
Organism: Bradysia coprophila
Lineage: Eukaryota; Metazoa; Arthropoda; Insecta; Diptera; Sciaridae
Gene: mRpL33
Product: mitochondrial ribosomal protein L33
Biological process (GO): translation
Cellular component (GO): mitochondrion
Source: RefSeq, a predicted model, not a curated record
UCAUAAUCAAGGUUUGACAGUAAUUUUUGACAGUUCGCUUAUAAGAAUUUUCUUUGGUUAAGACGGCAAAAUGUUCAUCACUAAUAUUCUACUCAAAAAAGCGAAAAGCAAGGACAUUAUGGUUGUGCUGGAGAGUGUUGUAAGUGGCCACCAAUUCGUUAAAAUUCGUGAAAGACUUGGUGAUAAGAUCGAAAUGUUACGAUUCGACCCGUACAUUCAGAAAAUGUGCUUGUAUCGAGAACGGAAGAAGAUUCGUAGUAUGUAAGGAGAAGUCUGGUAGCCGGGUCACAGAUCGCUUUUGGGCCGUUAGCAUUUUAGUAGUAUUACAGUAUCUGGGGCGAGGGGGGAACACAGUCAAACAUUUUCGUUGUUGGUUUUUUUUAUUGUAAUACUGGUUUUAUUGGAAUAUAAUUUGAUUACCACAAUUAAUAUGAAUAAAUUUGA